AUGAUGAAUGAUGUCAGGUCACAUGUGCUUGACAAAGCUUGGCUCGCGGCUGACAAUCCCAGGGAAACGAUCGUUGGUCUGUGCUACAGUGUCAUUUUGCUCAGUCAGAAUUCCAGCGAUAUAAACCCACUCGAUACCAGUGCCAGUGAACGCGAGAAUGAGCUAUACGAAGAAAUAUCAUCCACACCUUGCCCCCUGUGCACAAGUUAUUACCAUGAUGCAGGACAUCUUGCAAGUCAUAUUUACUGGCAUAAUGGUGGUCACGAUUUGCCUGAGAACGAGCAUUUAGAAGACGAAACUACACUGCCAGAUGCCAGGCCUGGUAUGCUUACUCUAGUAAUUGAUGGGUCGGAUGAUUCUACAAACUCAGAAGCCAACUCUGAGGCGGAAUCCGACUUUGACGCUGACUCCGACUACGAAGGCCUUCAGGCGAUCGCCACCCCGAUCUCAGAGCAAGCUGACGAUAAUCAAAAGACUAGGGCAUACCUACCCAACAAGAAUUGGAAGCCCUGGGCAGCAUUCAAAGACACAGCGGAAUGGAGAUUGACUCGUUUCUUUAUCGAGCACAAGCUGACCUCUAUAUCAAUUGAUGCCUACUUCAAUGAGGGGUUGCACAAGACAACAAAGGACGAGCGAUCUGUUCAGUCCACUUAUACUUUCCAGAACCAGCUCGAUAAAAUCAUGGGCUCCUUAUCUAACGUUCAAUACGGGACCGUCAGGGACGACUUUGGAAGAACGACCGACUUAUAUUACAGGAAUCCGGUCGAAUGCGUGAGGUAUCUCCUGUAUCAACGUUGCUACAAAUCGAGCAUGGUUUAUCGGCUGCAGAGGGUUUACAAUGCGGACGGAUAUCAACUCUAUUCCGAGAGGUAUACAUUGGACCGGUGGUGGAAUAUGUAG
Messenger RNA from Morchella sextelata, 900 nucleotides. RefSeq lists its product as uncharacterized. Bases 1 to 900 code for a protein of 299 amino acids. The record is from RefSeq and is a predicted model, not a curated record. The transcript is spliced from 3 exons. Lineage: Eukaryota; Fungi; Ascomycota; Pezizomycetes; Pezizales; Morchellaceae.